AGUACUGCCUUGAACAUCAAUCGUCAUAUGACCCAUUCUGAGUUGUCUGGAAAGCUUGGGCCAUAUUUGUCUGUGCUAAAAUAGUUUCGUGGAGUGAGUGUGUGCAGAUAGUCAUCACAGUUUUUGGGACCUGUAAAUACUCCCACACUUCAAAUCCAAAAUGUCGGCGACCGAAGCAAGUCCCAUCUAUGGACCCUUCUUUGGAGUUAUGGGGGCGGCGUCUGCUAUCAUUUUUAGCGCGCUGGGAGCCGCGUAUGGUACCGCCAAGUCUGGUACCGGUAUCGCAGCCAUGUCGGUGAUGAGACCCGAGCUCAUCAUGAAGUCCAUCAUCCCCGUUGUCAUGGCGGGUAUCAUUGCCAUCUACGGGUUGGUCGUGGCUGUGCUGAUUGCGGGCUCCCUGGAAUCCCCACCGGCGUAUACCCUCUUCAGAGGGUUCAUCCACUUGGGUGCUGGUCUCGCUGUGGGCUUCUCCGGUCUGGCCGCUGGGUUCGCCAUAGGCAUCGUGGGUGAUGCCGGCGUCCGCGGUACCGCUCAACAGCCCAGGCUAUUCGUCGGAAUGAUCCUUAUCCUUAUCUUCGCCGAGGUGUUGGGUCUGUACGGUCUCAUCGUCGCCAUCUACUUAUACACGAAACAGUAAAUCUGCCGCACACUCCCCUGCCUCGGGACGCUUUACGCACAGAUAUCGCCGGUAGCAGCAUCCCGAGGCACACCCAUUUUAUUCUGGUUCUAUCUUCCCGCGAGAUCGUAAACGGAAUGGAACUAGAAUGAAGCGCAUAUUCUACAUCUGUAAAUUUGUUAAUUCUCUCUGGUUCUAUUUCCUCCGAGAUCUUAAGUAUUAUAACGUCUACAACGAAAUGGAACUAGAAUGAUGUCGCAUAUUCUCCGGCUUGGCGUGAGCUAGAUGCUGCGCUCGCACCGACGCCCGAGAUGCGACUUGUACAUUUUUAUCUCCCAUUUUAUAACACCAGAUACUAUCCCAAUCAUGGUUGAACCGCUACCGGGCGAUGAGGUUAAUUUAUUUAAUUUUUAAACGGCAACUUUGUGUUACGGUGACCGGAGAUCCUCACCAACAUAUCAAUUUUAUUUGCGUUAACAUCCAUCGCGUAAACUGUUAUAUCUGACGUUAUGAAUUUUAGAUUAUUUUAGCGUUAAGGCGAAACUAAUGUACAGUUAGAGUAGAAAUUUAAGUCCAAACUAUUAAAUAAUUUAUGAACAGUUUAAACCUGUGGUACUGUGUACCGACAAUGCUAUAAUGGAACCUGGCUUGAUUAUGCUGUUUGAAGCUUUCAAUGUUUAUAGUGAUGUACUUAUUCAAGCUAUUUAUAUAUUAGUCUGAGUUGUGUGUCCACUAUGUGACAAUACUAUCUGGAGCGAGUCACAAAAUGUAUUGCCAGGGAUCAGUUAAUAAACAUGAUUUGUACAUUCCAUA
Molecule: messenger RNA, 1429 nt
Organism: Aricia agestis (brown argus)
Lineage: Eukaryota; Metazoa; Arthropoda; Insecta; Lepidoptera; Lycaenidae
Gene: VATPc
Product: V-type proton ATPase 16 kDa proteolipid subunit
Exons: 3
Coding region: 161-637 (158 amino acids)
Biological process (GO): proton transmembrane transport
Cellular component (GO): proton-transporting V-type ATPase, V0 domain
Molecular function (GO): proton-transporting ATPase activity, rotational mechanism
Source: RefSeq, a predicted model, not a curated record